Molecule: messenger RNA, 2810 nt
Organism: Ostrinia furnacalis (Asian corn borer)
Lineage: Eukaryota; Metazoa; Arthropoda; Insecta; Lepidoptera; Crambidae
Product: CKLF-like MARVEL transmembrane domain-containing protein 4
Exons: 4
Coding region: 190-708 (172 amino acids)
Cellular component (GO): membrane
Source: RefSeq, a predicted model, not a curated record
GUUAGCUACGCCUCUGCUCAGCUUGUGUCGGCAGUUGCGCGCUGCCCGCUUCGAACUACGCUCGCCGCCACCGGACGAAAAUGUGUCUCGCGCCCACUGUGUGCUGAAGUUUAGUGUCUGUGUUCGUGUUCUCAUUUCGUACAUACUAAUAAAAUUUACCAGUACCUGCCAGUACCUGAAAUUUAGACAAUGAUGGCACCCGAAACAGUGGUAACCGUGGAUCACAACAAGCCCAAUGCGCCGCCGCAGCAGCAGCAACAGCAACAGGGAAAUGCGCUUGAAUGGCUCAAAUUCAACAUCGACUACUUCAAAACUCCUCCAGGCCUACUCAAAGUUGUCGAAUUGAUCUUAGGUAUUCUGUGCAUGGCGCUGGCGUCGCCGUGGUACUCGACGUGGUUCGUGUUCGUGGCAGUCACCUGCUUUAUCACCACGCUGAUGUGGAGUUUCGUGUACCUUCUGAGCAUCAGGGAGGCCUUGAAGAUACCUAUCAACUGGGUUUUAUCUGAGCUGAUAGGCACGGCCAUCCAAGCUGUUCUGUACCUGAUAGCUUUCAUAGUGCUGUUCGCUGCGACUGCUCAUACUUACUCAUCGUUUUACGGUGCUAAUGUCGCUGCUGCUGUGUUCGGUAUCUUCAACACGGCCGCGUACGCAGCGAGCGCUUUCAUAUUGUUCAAAGAGCACAAAAGUACAGUGGGUGUGGCGGCGUGAGCAGCGUCUGCGCCGGGCGGCCAGUACACGUAACCUCAGUAAACCGAUGGGACCCUAAUUACAUCAAGUGACCAGCACUAUUGUUACUACUAUACAAUUAUCAGAUGAUUAUUGUUAAUGAAUUAGGAUUUCUAAAUGAAAUAAUUGAAAAAUAUUACGUUACACACACUGGUAAGAUUUAUUGUUGUUUUUCCUAAUUUAAUAAUUUAUUACACUUAAUAAAAACUUGAAUGGACACAAGUAGAGCAUGACGUGUUGGGCACUUGUUAAAUUGGGCGUUGCACGCACUUUAUCAUUUUACUGAAUAAGUGUAAUUUUUAAUUGUGUACACAAAUCUUGUAGUCAUCAUUUAUAAUGUAUAAAACUACACAAAGGUUAAAGAAAUAGAUAUCAGUAUAUUUUUGUAAAAAAAUGUUUUACUAAGCUGAUAAACUUUCGAUAUUUGUGUGCAUGCAGCGUUGUAAAAAAAUACCUAUUUGAAAUUUCGAAAGCACAUUUUUUACAAAAUACAGGUUUGAGCAUGCAAUUAUUUAAAUGUUAGUACCGAUAUAUUGUUACUCCUAUGGCCAUAGACAUAGAGUAGUUUACUUAUAGUUAAAUAGGUACCUACACAAAGCAUGUUUACAUUAUUUAAGAUUACAGUGUUUUACAUAAAUUAUGUAAAUAACACAUUCACUUUAAGAUACCUUUUUGAGUGCCUUACAUAGAAAUAGAUUUAAAAUUAUGUGAUACAGAAUGAUAAUUCUGAUAUUAAAUCAAUAAGUCACAUGACAACAAUUUCCAAAUAAUUUAAUUAAUUUCAAACACUAAAGUAGGUACCAAAUAUUUUACUACCUACAUUCUCACGAUUUUCACGCAUACACUUAAUGUUACAAGUUUUCACAUGCAAUUAUUAUUAUGUUUCUAAAUCUAAAUGAUUACCUAAUUAUUUAUAAUUCUAUCUUAUCUUAUUUUUAAGUUUAGACUAGUCUUACGAAAUUAUUUUGAACAAAACGAAUUUUUAAAUGUUUCAUAGAUUAAGCAACGACUCAGAAACAUUGUGUAAGAACAAAUCAUUCACAUUAUAUAUGUAUAGAAAUCUCAAAAAUGUACAAUACUUACAUUACAUUUAGUUGUUAAUAUACGUUAAAUAACCUACGUUCCGAUAAACAUUGCAGCUGCAGAUAGGUAAUAUGUUAUUUUUAAUAAGGUGGCACACAAUUAAUCGGUCCACCGAUUAAUCAAAUCAAUCAUUGACUUAUUGCAAAAACUGUUAUCUGUUACUUAUAUCAGUUAUAUUAUUCGUACUAUCUGUCUUCUCAAUAAAUAAAGUAUCAAAUUAUUGAGAUUUACAGAGCUCAAAAAUACGGAGAAGAGAUUUGAAAAAAGCUCCAAAUAAGCCGCAUUAAAAUCAAUUAAAAUCGUGCGUUCCCGUUUUAGUUGACCUUCUUCUAUUUAAAACAUGUUAUGUAACACUUAUAAAUGUCAUUUAUUUAUUUUUAGAAACGCUCAUAUGUUAUUGCAAUUAAACAAUUAUGCAUCUUCACGAAAUGUUGAUUACUAAAUGUAUUUUUGGUUGUGACAAUGAAAAUUCCAUCUUUAUUCGGUGAAGAAUUUAGAUAGCUUUUCCACUUUCAGGCAUAUCUCUGGGAAUGGUGCAUACCUGUUCUGUCUCUUUUUUGUCUGAAGACUAAUUUAAGCUCUAACACUAAUGAGUCCUGCCUCCAUUUUUGUAUGCCUAUAUGCAUUUAUUUGUCUUCAAUAUGAUGUGCUUGAUCAUGGAAUACGAGUAGAUCUACCACUAGAUAUACCUUAACACCACAAUAUUAUGACUGAGUAACUGCAAUUGAAAUUGAAAAUUUGGAUUGAGUCUAUUCCUUAAAAUGGAGGCAGGGCCCAGAACCGUAUAAUUUAAAUAAUGAUUUUUGUUAUGUACUGAAAUAUUUAAGUUGUGUUGACAGUUUUGCGAUUCCGUUGUCGUACAAAAAUAUUAGGCUGUCUAGCACAGCAAUUUGUUUCAGGUAAUUUGCUUUGUAUGACUACGGAAUGAUGAAGAUUUAUACUAUAGUUAAUGAUCAUUAUUUAACUAAUUUGUAAAAAGUUAAUAAAUAUAUUUUAACGUA